CAGCAUCAGACACAUCGGGGACGCUGAGCAAGGUGCGUUCUCGGUCUUUGUGAGUUCCGAUCGAUUUGUUGAAAAGAACUUCCUUGUGAUUCAGUGCAUCAAAGACACUAAGCAAAGAUAAUGUCUACUUGUGACAGCUCAAAUAUUACUUUAGAGGAAACAUCAGAUGCAGUAAAACUUGCUCUCGCUGCAUCACGUUACGUAUUGGUAAUCGUUGGAGUCCUUGCCAACUUAGUGGUGAUCAUUGUGUUUAUCAACUGUAAAACCUAUAAAACGUGCUUCACUUAUCUCUUGGUAUUUCAACAGGCAUGUAUGGAUUUGAUGGGGUGCUGCCUCUAUUUCAUUUUCUACAACUAUCGUGUACCUGAUGGUGAAUAUGGUAUUGUUUAUUGUAAAUGUAGAACUAUAUUCUGGAUAUUUGCAUCGGCCUCAGGCAGCAAUCUUGUCUAUAUAUCUAUAGAGAGGUACAUCGCAGUUGUGCAUCCAUUGAAGUAUUGGAGGAGAGAGAAAAGAAAGAUUAAAAUGGUGUUUAAGCUGUGUGUUCCGUGGCUAUUAGCCAUAGUUUUUACUUUUCAGCUGGCAAUUUAUUUAGUUCCUGAUGAAUUAAGUCCAGGAAAUUGCAGGUUUUGUUACAGCAGCGAAUCCGUGCGGUUAAUCUCCGGUGGCUCGAUAUUGCUCUUUUUUUAUAUCAUUCCCGUUGUUGUUAUGACAUUUUGCUACUACCGUGUUUACGUCACGAUGCAGAAACGUCUGGAGGUACGAGCAACUGUACGUAGUAAUUCUAACUGCGUCCUGACCGACCGCUCCGAUGACAUUGAAAUACGGAACGACUUCAAGAUAGAAAAUUCAAAAAAAGAAUCCACUCAAUAUAUUAAGAAUCAGACGAAUUUCAUCACAACUAUGGCUGUUACUACACUUGUGUUUGCCAUCAGCAUCUCGCCACUCUUAAUAGUGUAUAUAGUGUAUAGCCUGUGCGACUGUUUUGAUUAUGACAGACAUCCUAUAAGGCAAGCGACACACAUAUCGUUUGUAUCGAGUCUGGUUGCUAACCCGUUUGUAUAUGCGUUUAAAUUCAGUGAGUUCAAAAAGGGCUUUAAAAAGACAUUUAUUCGCAGAGGAAUAUAAUCUUACGUUAUUAACUUAGG
Molecule: messenger RNA, 1145 nt
Organism: Anneissia japonica
Lineage: Eukaryota; Metazoa; Echinodermata; Crinoidea; Comatulida; Comatulidae
Product: G-protein coupled receptor 54-like
Exons: 3
Coding region: 121-1125 (334 amino acids)
Biological process (GO): G protein-coupled receptor signaling pathway
Cellular component (GO): membrane
Molecular function (GO): G protein-coupled receptor activity
Source: RefSeq, a predicted model, not a curated record